UCUGGGCCCGAGCCCGCCAGACUGCGGACCCCACGCAAACUGCACCAAUAUUUCUGGGAAUUACUCCUGCAGCUGCACCAAUGGCUACGAGCCCAGCGCUGGGAAAGCCAAGUUCACCCACGCGAGUGAGAACAGCUGCCAGGAUAUUAACGAGUGUCAGGGCCCGAGCCCGGCAGACUGUGGACCCCACGCAAACUGCACCAACGUGCCUGGGAAUUACUCCUGCACCUGCAUCGAUGGCUAUGAGCCCAGCUCUGGGAAAGCCAAGUUCACACACGCGAGUGAGAACAGCUGCCAGGAUAUUGACGAGUGUCUGGGCCCGAGCCCGCCAGACUGCGGACCCCACGCAAACUGCACUAAUAUGUCUGGGAAUUACUCCUGCAGCUGCACCAAUGGCUACGAGCCCAGCACUGGGAAAGCCAAGUUCACCCACGCGAGUGAGAACAGCUGCCAGGAUAUUAACGAGUGUCAGGGCCCGAGCCCGGCAGACUGUGGACCCCACGCAAACUGCACCAACGUGCCUGGGAAUUACUCCUGCACCUGCAUCGAUGGCUAUGAGCCCAGCUCUGGGAAAGACAAGUUCACACACGCGAGUGAGAACAGCUGCCAGGACAUCGACGAGUGCAACAAGACCACAGAUAUCUGUGGGCCCAAGACCAUGUGCAUCAACACCAAUGGGAGCUACCGGUGUGAGUGCCUGGCUGGCUACAUCCCCUCCAAUGGGAACACGACGGUGUGCAAAGUCCCCAGCAUUAACUCCAGUGUUCAGUUCGUGGCCAUCAAAGAGACGUUCAGGAAUUUCUCUCUGCAGGGAAAGCGGAGCGGUGAAAGCAGCAUUUUUUCCUCUUUCUUUAAUUCGACCUUCGACAUUUUGAUGUCCAUGUUUGGAGACGGGAAUGUGACGUUAUCACUGGAGAACGCGACUCUCCCUUUCAACUCGGUCCUGAACAGCACCUCCCGCUUGGACGGUGGAGGCAAGGGCGAGGUUGUGUCGGCUGUAACGUUCGUCCUGCAGACAAUGGAACUGUCCACGCUGGCCAUUGCGCUCCAGUCUCCGGAGAGGACAACACAGGACGUGACCACAGAGUCUCUGGCUAUCCAGACGCGGCUCGUCACAGGGAACUGCAGCCAGCACAGCGAGGUCUUCACGCUGAGAGCUCACGAGGAGACGAUGGACAUGCACUGUGAUACAAUCACCGGGGCAGCCACACAAGGUGUGGGGGCUGCUGCUUUUAUUUCCUACUCCACCCUGGACUCCAUCAUCAGUGCGAGACGUCUCAGCGAGGGAAAUCUACUGGUUGGUGGGAAGCUGGAGAAGAGUCACAUCAACUCCAGGGUGGUGAGUGGGGCCGUCGGAGACGGGAGCCCCGUUCAUCUCUCCAGCCCCGCAAACUUCACCCUGCGACAUAAACAGGCCAAAAAAGAGGAGGAAGAGGCUCUCUGCGUCUACUGGAAAGUGGUGGCCGAGAACGGCAGCUGGUCUCCAGACGGCUGCACCGCCGUGCACACGAACAGCACUCACACCACCUGCAGCUGUGACCAUCUCUCCAGCUUCGCCGUCCUAAUGGCUCCCACCGCAGUGACGGAGAGCUACCCACUGACCAUCAUCACCUACGUGGGACUGACCCUCUCCCUGCUGUGCCUCCUCCUCGCCAUCCUCACCUUCCUCCUGUGCCGCUCCAUCCGCAACGUCAGCACCUCCCUCCACCUGCAGCUCUGCCUCUGCCUCUUCCUGGCCGACCUGCUCUUCCUCACCGUGGUGACCCGCCCCGGCAGUCAGGUGGCGUGUGCUGUCAUUGCUGGCCUCCUGCACUACCUCUUCCUGGCCUGCUUCAGCUGGAUGUUCCUGGAGGGGCUGCACCUCUUCCUCACCGUCUGGAACCUGCAGGUCGUGAAUUACACCAGCGCCAGCCGGUUCAAGAAGAGAUUCAUGUACCUGUUCGGCUACGGAUUCCCAGCCCUGGUGGUGGCUAUUUCUGCAGCGGUGAAUCCUGAAGGCUAUGGAACUUACACACACUGCUGGCUUAGCCUGAACAGAGACUUUCAUUGGAGCUUCCUGGGACCAGUCUGUGCCAUAAUCCUGAUAAAUAUAACGUUCUUUGUCCUUACCCUGUGGAUCCUGAGAAACAAACUCUCCUCCCUCAAUGCAGAUGUGUCCACCCUCAGAGACCACAGGUUACUGACCUUUAAAGCCAUCGCCCAGCUCUUCAUUCUGGGCUGCACAUGGAUCCUUGGUCUCCUCCAAGUCGGCCCAGCAGCCACGGCCAUGGCGUAUUUAUUCACCAUCGUCAACAGCCUGCAGGGAGCAUUCAUCUUCCUGGUGCACUGUCUCCUCAAUCGCCAGGUGAGAGAGGAGUACAGGAGAUGGAUCAAGGGAUUCCGAACAUUCAGCACGAAAUCUCAGACAUACGAUCUGUCCAUGUCUGCUGUCCCCACCACCAGCACCAAGACGGAUUGUCAGUGCAGACGGAUUAUUCCCGAUGAGCAGUCAGCACCGUGAAGAAUUGCCCUUGGCUCCAUUAUCCCUGUGGGUCAGGAUCCAGGGGCUCUGUGCGUCACCUCCCAGAUUCAACACACUGGUUUGCACAUUACACUCUUAGUGGCUUUGGAACCUACUGUCAUUUUUCUGCUUUUCUUGCCAGGACUAACCUUUCUCCCAGGUGGAGGCGGCAGCAACCCAGUCCGGGUUCAAUACCUAGGGGGUUCCAAUACAAAACAGAACCAGCUGGAGCUCUCACCCAGUAAUCUGGGAAAACUUCAGACCACCCCAGGUGCCUCCGAGAAGCAAUACGUCCCCUCUCAGAAGCACUGAGUCUCUGUAUA
Molecule: messenger RNA, 2823 nt
Organism: Mauremys mutica (yellowpond turtle)
Lineage: Eukaryota; Metazoa; Chordata; Testudines; Geoemydidae
Product: adhesion G protein-coupled receptor E3-like
Exons: 18
Coding region: 362-2500 (712 amino acids)
Biological process (GO): cell surface receptor signaling pathway; adenylate cyclase-activating G protein-coupled receptor signaling pathway
Cellular component (GO): membrane
Molecular function (GO): G protein-coupled receptor activity; calcium ion binding
Source: RefSeq, a predicted model, not a curated record